Molecule: messenger RNA, 2998 nt
Organism: Ziziphus jujuba (common jujube)
Lineage: Eukaryota; Viridiplantae; Streptophyta; Magnoliopsida; Rosales; Rhamnaceae
Product: monosaccharide-sensing protein 2
Exons: 6
Coding region: 598-2808 (736 amino acids)
Biological process (GO): transmembrane transport
Cellular component (GO): membrane
Molecular function (GO): myo-inositol:proton symporter activity
Source: RefSeq, a predicted model, not a curated record
CUUUUUUUUUUCUUUUUUUCUUUUUUUUUUUCCGAAACGUUUAAUGUUUGUUCAGCUCACUGUAUACACUGUUUCAGAAAAGCUCACUAUGCAUCUCUGUCUAUAUAUAUUUUUUCCUACAUGAUAUCUUAAAUUGUUAUCCUCUCCAAACGUUAAUAUUUCUGGUUCCUGGUUGAAUUUGGCAGUCAGUGACUCGGUUCAAGAGCGUUGAAGGUUCGUUGGCAAAAUCUGUUUCUUCAUAUCUCUCUCACAGUUGAGUUUCUGCAGGCUACAGGAUCCUAGUCUUGAAAUAACUCAGGCUUUUUUUGUCUGCAUACAGAGCGUCUAACCAAGAAGUCAGCCAGUUAUCUCUCUCUCUCUCUCUCUCAAAAACACAAACACAAAUACACAUAUAAGCGCUAGAAAGAUUGCAGCGACUCAAAGCUGUGCUCUUAUCGAUAACCUCUCCCCUCCAAACCAUCUCUUUUCUUUUCCAGCUUCUCCAUUUUUAUUAACCCAUUGAGUCUCUUGCCCAAGCCUUAUCUGACAUCCCAUCUCUACCCAAUUUAUCUCUCAAGGUUGUUGGGAAUUGGGAGGAUUUGACUUAUAGGUGAAAAUAUGAAGGGAGCUGUACUGGUAGCUAUUGCUGCUUCAAUUGGCAACUUUCUGCAAGGCUGGGAUAAUGCAACAAUUGCUGGGGCUAUUGUUUACAUAAAGGAGGAUCUUGCAUUGGAAACCACAAUGGAAGGCCUUGUUGUGGCAAUGUCACUGAUUGGAGCGACGCUUAUUACAACAUGCUCAGGACCCAUAUCAGAUUGGCUAGGUCGGCGGCCAAUGUUAGUAGCCUCAUCUGUACUUUAUUUUGUAAGUGGGCUGGUAAUGUUGUGGUCACCAAAUGUGUAUGUCCUAUGCUUGGCAAGGCUUUUAGAUGGGUUUGGAAUUGGUCUGGCAGUAACUCUUGUGCCAAUCUACAUAUCUGAGACAGCCCCAUCGGAUAUAAGGGGUUCAUUAAAUACUCUUCCACAGUUCACGGGUUCAGGUGGCAUGUUUUUGUCAUACUGUAUGAUUUUUGGGAUGUCAUUCACGACGUCACCAAGCUGGAAGUUGAUGCUUGGGGUUCUUUCCAUUCCCUCUCUUCUCUAUUUUGCAUUUACUGUGUUCUACUUGCCUGAAUCUCCAAGAUGGCUUGUGAGUAAAGGCAAGAUGGUUGAGGCCAAAAAGGUUCUUCAGAAGCUACGCGGGGUGGAAGAUGUUUCAGGGGAAAUGGCAUUGCUGGUAGAAGGCCUUGGAGUUGGAGGUGAAACAUCAAUAGAAGAGUACAUAAUAGGUCCGGCUGAUGAAGUUGCUGAUGGUGAGGAACCUAGUGAUAAGGACAAAAUCAGGUUGUAUGGACCAGAACAAGGCCUUUCCUGGGUUGCAAAACCUGUUACAGGGCAGAGCUCUCUUGCCCUUCUCUCUCGCCAAGGAAGCCUGGCUAACCAAAGUGUGCCUCUUAUGGACCCUCUUGUGACCUUAUUUGGUAGUGUCCACGAAAAGCUUCCGGAGACAGCAAGUGCGCGAAGCAUGUUUUUUCCAAACUUUGGCAGCAUGUUUAGCACAGCGGAUGCUCCUCGAUCCAAAAAUGAACAAUGGGAUGAAGAAAGCUUGCACAGAGACGGUGAGGGUUACACAUCCGAGGCUGCUGGGGGAGACUCUGAUGACAAUGUGCAUAGCCCGUUGAUCUCGCGCCAAACCACAAGCUUGGAAAAGGAUAUGCUCCCUCAUGCUUCCCGCGGCAGCAGUCUGAGCAUGAGGCGUCAUAGCACACUCUUCCAGGGAACAGGGGAGACAGUUGGUGCUACCGGUAUCGGCGGUGGCUGGCAGUUGGCGUGGAAAUGGUCUGAGAAAGAAGGCGAGGAUGGAAAGAAGGAAGGAGGGUUCAAGAGGAUUUAUUUGCGACAGGAGGAUGUCCCAGCUGGGUCCCAACGUGGGUCCAUCGUUUCACUUCCUGCUGCAGAAGGUGAGUUCAUCCAGGCUGCUGCUCUUGUCAGCCAGCCCGCUCUGUAUUCCAAGGAACUUCUGGAUGCACAUCCACUUGGACCUGCUAUGCUUCACCCUUCCGAAACUGCCUCCAAAUCUCCAAUCUGGGCUGCUCUUCUUGAACCCGGGGUUAAGCAUGCGUUAUUUGUUGGAGUUGGAAUUCAGAUUCUUCAGCAGUUUUCUGGGAUAAAUGGGGUGCUCUACUACACCCCUCAAAUUCUGGAAGAGGCAGGAGUAGAAGUUCUUCUUGCAGACCUUGGCAUCGGUACGGAGUCCGCAUCAUUCCUUAUAAGUGCAUUAACCACCUUACUGAUGCUUCCUUCCAUAGGCAUAGGCAUGAGGCUCAUGGAUGACACCGGCCGAAGGCGGCUUCUGUUGACAACAAUUCCGGUGCUGGUAGGGACGCUGGUAAUCCUAGUGAUAGGGAAUGUGGUGGACAUGGGGUCGGUCGUCCACGCAGUGAUCUCAACCGUAUGUGUGAUUGGGUAUUUCUGCUGCUUCGUGAUGGCUUAUGGGCCAAUUCCAAAUAUCCUGUGCUCUGAGAUAUUUCCUACAAGGGUUCGUGGCCUGUGCAUUGCCAUAUGUGCGCUGGCGUAUUGGAUUGGAGAUAUUAUUGUCACUUACACAGUCCCUGUAAUGCUAACUUCAAUUGGAUUAGCAGGCAUCUUUGGCAUUUAUGCAGCUGUUUGUGUCAUCUCUUGGGUAUUUAUCUUCUUGGAGGUUCCAGAAACCAAAGGCAUGCCCCUCGAAGUCAUCACUGAGUUCUUUGCUAUUGGAGCAAGAAAAGCUCAUGCUGCCAAGAACGAAUGAAGGAUUUGUCUUUCUUUUCUAUUCGUGGUUCAAUUUUGACAUUGUAUAGUUUAAAAUUUAAAUUGUUUGGAGAUCACCUCACUAAGGAGGUUAUAACGAGUCGAGUGGUUUUGAUUAUGCCGUGUUUCUUAACAAUGGGGAGUACUUAAUACGAAAUCUUUUUAAAUAAAAGCAUUCAACAAUCUCAGUA